Molecule: messenger RNA, 714 nt
Organism: Rotaria socialis
Lineage: Eukaryota; Metazoa; Rotifera; Eurotatoria; Philodinida; Philodinidae
Source: the annotation of a GenBank genome assembly
AUGGUAACAAUCCUAUCAUUUCCUGUUCAACAACAACAUGCAUCAAAAUCAUACAUUAGGACAAGCAAUUUUCCUAAACACUUCGGGUUAAAAACGCAUAUGAAUCAAAUGUUCGAUUGGUGUAAUAAGUUUCGAAUUAUACAUGUGAAGAUAUUACUAGUUUGUAUGUUUUUUGGCUAUUGGCUACCUUUAAUGAACAGCACUUCAGCAGAGAUGUUGGAAUUAUCAUCGUAUAGUAUUAAUGGAUCCUUGACAAAGGAUGAAGAGUUCUAUCGAGCCUACGCUAAACGAUGUUUAUUGGUGCCACCUUCAUUGUUAUCAGUAACUUCUAUUGAUAAUAUUAAUAGCUACAAGUCCAUGAAAAUAUUAAUCGUCUUACUAAUUGGUGGAUCCUACAUAUUCAUGAUGGGGGCGCAUAUCAUAUCUACACCUGAAUCUGAUUUUCCACUAGAGAAUCCUUACAUGUGGUUUUGUUGGUGUCUUAAGAUACUUAUCUAUCUUGUCGGCUCAUCUAUAUGCCACCAACUGGCUAGUGCACUAGCAUGUCGACCGAUGGAAAUUCUCUAUGAUUUACGAUACAUAUCAAUGCUCAUCAUGCAAAUCAGCGGCUUCUUCAUUUGUCUAUCGUUUGCUUUUCUCCUCGGUGUCAAGUUUGCAUCAAUCAAGACCGAACAUCGAUUAUCAAAAUGUUCUACUAGAGUUAUAAUAGUGUAG